This is a messenger RNA of Arthroderma uncinatum, 4098 nucleotides long. Its product is annotated as phosphoribosylformylglycinamidine synthase. The transcript has a single exon. Bases 1 to 4098 code for a protein of 1365 amino acids. NCBI's taxonomy places the organism in Eukaryota, Fungi, Ascomycota, Eurotiomycetes, Onygenales, Arthrodermataceae. Gene Ontology annotation, biological process: 'de novo' IMP biosynthetic process. The record is from RefSeq and is a predicted model, not a curated record. Gene Ontology annotation, molecular function: phosphoribosylformylglycinamidine synthase activity.
AUGGCUACUUCAGACUCACUAUAUCUGACCCUACCGGGCUCCGUUGCAUUCUCGGAUUUCCGAUGUCGCGGCAUAGCUGCAAGCACCAAUGCUAAAGCCGUCCGGGCUCAGUGGGUUCAUUACCUACACCUCGCGGAACCAUUGCAAGGCAACCAGCCUACGGACUUGAAACAGCUCUUGCAAUACGGAGAUAUAUCAGAUUCUCCGGGAUCUUUUGCGGCCCAGGAUGGCCGGUCAAUUACCUACUAUGUCAGCCCAAGAGUGGGCACCAUUUCGCCAUGGAGCUCUCAAGCUACCGGAAUCGCUCAUGUCUGUGGCUUUCAAAAGUGCCUCAAGCGGAUAGAACGUGGACUCAUGAUAUCCUGUCUCUUGGACGAAGGGGUUGACAGCCUGGACUCCGCGAGCCUUGAUAUUUUACACGAUAGGAUGACGCAAGUCAUAAGCACCAGCGAGCCAGACCUUCAGGCUAUGUUCGCCGAGAAGGCACCUGCUCCUUUGGAAGUUGUGUCUCUUACUGAUGGAGAGAAGUCUCCGCGAGAGAUUCUCCAAGAGGCAAACAAACGCCUCGGCUUGGCGUUGGAUUCGUCAGAGAUCGACUACCUUGUCGAUGCUUAUGCGGCGGGAGGACCCAUCUCAAGAGCUCCUACGGAUGUCGAAUUGUUCAUGUUUGCGCAGGUAAACUCCGAACAUUGCCGUCACAAACAAUUCAAUGCGUCCUGGGUUAUAGACGGAGAGGAAAAACCUAACACGCUUUUCGGUAUGAUUCGCAAUACCCACAAACAACACCCCGAAUAUACAGUCAGUGCGUAUAGCGACAACGCUGCAGUUCUAGAAGGAGAGGAAGCAGGUCACUGGGCUCCGGAUCUAACUACAGGAGAAUGGUUCCAGACAAAGGAGAAGGUCCAUUUCGUUGCCAAAGUUGAAACUCAUAACCACCCUACCGCCGUCUCGCCCUUCCCCGGCGCCGCCACUGGGUCUGGUGGUGAAAUUCGAGACGAAGGAUCAGUCGGCCAGGGAUCACGACCAAAGGCGGGACUCUCUGGUUUCUGCGUCUCGGACUUGUUGAUCCCCGAACACAGACAACCUUGGGAGCUUGACGUCGGAAGACCAAACCAUAUUGCCAGCAGUCUCGACAUCAUGCUAGAAGCACCUAUUGGAAGUGCAUCUUUCAACAACGAAUUUGGUAGGCCGUGUACAGGUGGCUAUUUCCGAACUCUCCUGACCAAGGUUGACCUUGGCAAUGGGGAGUCUGAAUUCAGGGGCUACCACAAACCUAUUAUGAUUGCUGGAGGUGUCGGUACCGUCCGCCCUCAGCAUGCCCUGAAAAAUCCACAUGCAGUUAAGCCAGGUUCCUACUUGAUAGUACUGGGAGGGCCAGCUAUGCUUAUUGGGCUUGGAGGUGGUGCAGCUUCAAGUGUCGCCUCAGGGGAAGGCUCUGCGGAUUUAGAUUUUGCAAGUGUGCAGAGGGGGAAUGCAGAGGUUCAGAGAAGAGCCCAGGAGGUUAUCAAUGCCUGUGUCGCUAUGGGAGCAAACAACCCCAUCAAGUUCAUUCAUGACGUUGGUGCUGGAGGGCUAUCUAAUGCGUUACCCGAGCUUAUCCAUGAUGCAGGCCUAGGGGCUUCUUUCGAGCUUCGGGAAGUUGACAAUGCCGAUAAGGGAAUGAGCCCCAUGCAAAUAUGGUGCUGUGAAGCCCAGGAACGAUAUGUUUUGGCCGUAUCUGAAGAGGGAAUGGCCGAUUUUGUAACAAUCGCAAAUCGUGAACGAUGUGGAUUUUCUGUCGUUGGUCGUGGACUCGGACAGCCGGAUGAAAGUAGGAGACUUGUUCUUCUCGACAAAGACUCAAAGGAGUAUCCAAAGCCAAUCGACCUCCCUCUCUCAGUACUCUUUGGCAAACCGCCCAAAUUGACGAGGACGGUUUCCUCAAGGCAACUCAGUCUCCCUGCAUUUGAUUCUAGUCUGAAGACAUAUCUUCCUACUCUACCAGAUCAAGAUUUGAUGGGUGAGGCUGUGAUGAGAGUUUUGCAUCUUCCAGCUGUUGGAUCUAAGUCCUUCCUUAUCACCAUCGGCGAUAGGACCGUUGGUGCCCUCACAGCUAGAGAUCAAAUGGUCGGUCCCUGGCAGACUCCUGUAUCGGAUGUGUCCGUCACCGCCACCUCGUUACUUCUUGGGAUGAAGACUGGGGAGGCUAUGGCUAUGGGAGAGAAACCCACUCUUGCCCUCAUCUCCCCUGCAGCCUCGGCAAGGAUGGCAGUUGCUGAAUCGUUGAUGAACAUUGCCGCAGCAGACCUGCCUGAGAGGCUCAGUCGUGUCAGGCUUUCAGCAAACUGGAUGUCUGCUACCAACCAUCCAGGUGAAGGUGCGGCUAUCUACGAAGCUGUUGAAGCCAUCGGGUUGGACUUGUGCCCCAAGCUUGGAAUAAGUAUCCCUGUUGGAAAAGACUCCAUGUCUAUGAAAAUGAAAUGGAGCGACCAGGAAACAGGAAAAUCUAAGGAGGUGACCGCACCUUUAUCCCUUGUCAUUUCUGCUUUCGCCCCAGUUCAGGAUAUUAAGAAUACGUGGACUCCCACUUUGCGAAGCUUCGAAGAGGUUGGCGAGACUGUUCUAAUGUUCGUUGACCUCUCAUUUGGUCGUAAGAGCAUGGGGGGCUCAGCCAUAGCACAAGUUUUCGGACAGGUUGGAAACGAUUGCCCCGAUAUUCGUGACGUGCAACUCUUCAAGGACUUCUUCGAUGCCACCCAGUCACUUCAGGAAGCUGGAAUUGUCCUCGCCUAUCAUGACCGCUCGGACGGUGGACUGUUUACAACCCUUGCAGAAAUGAUGUUCGCAGGAAGGUGUGGAGUCCAGGUCAUGCUUGAUGAUAUCUGUGCCAGCCCUAAUGUGAAAGAUGCAAUUGAGACCCUGUUCAAUGAGGAGCUGGGUGCCGUUUUCCAAGUGCGCAAGAGCCACGAAGGAGAAUUCAGAAGUUGCUUUGCAACUUGCGGCCCCCCUCCAGGUUUGAUCUUCAGAAUCGGCCGUGUUGCGGAAAAGAAGAAGCAGAAUCUGUCCAUUUACCAUGGAUCCACCUUGAUAUACCGAGAAAGCCGAGGCCGCUUACAACAAGCUUGGUCCGAGACUUCAUACCGCAUGCAACGACUCCGAGACAACCCAGCUGCUGCUGACCAGGAGUUUGAAAAUAUUCUGGAGGAUAAUAAUGCCGGACUAUCGUACAACCUAUCCUUCGACCCGAAGGAUACUGCAAUGCCAUUGAUGACGAGCCUUACGUCUCGCUUCUCGCCCUUUGCAACUCGGCCAAAGGUUGCAAUUCUCCGUGAACAGGGAGUUAACAGCCAGGCAGAAAUGGCAUUUGCUUUCAAUAUGGCCGGAUUCUCUGCUAUCGAUGUACACAUGACCGAUAUACUUACGGGCAAGGUUUCGCUCUCUUCGUUUGUAGGUCUAGCCGCGUGCGGUGGUUUCUCAUAUGGAGAUGUUCUGGGAGCAGGACGAGGAUGGGCCAAAUCAGUACUUCUUCACAAGCAGACACGAGAGGAAUUCAAAGCAUUCUUCGAGCGACCGGAUACUUUCGCUCUUGGAGUUUGCAACGGUUGUCAAUUCUUCGGCCGUCUUAAGGAACUUAUUCCUGGUGCUGGAAAAUGGCCUAGCUUCGAGCGGAACGCAAGUGCACAAUAUGAAGGACGUGUGUGUAUGGUCCGUAUAUCAGAGCCAACUGACAUUCCACCAACCGUUUUCUUCCAUGAUAUGAAUGGCUCUUCUCUACCCAUUGCUGUUGCGCACGGAGAAGGCAGAGUAUCGUUUGAAGAUACCCCUGGUAUGGAUGGCAAGCAGCUCGUACAGAGCGGGCUUGUCCCAGCUCGUUAUGUUGAUAACACAAGCCUCGAGCCGACGAUGCGAUAUCCCUUCAACCCUAACGGUAGCCCUGAAGCUAUUGCUGGUGUACGUUCACCAGAUGGAAGGGUUCUUGCUAUCAUGCCCCAUCCGGAGCGAACCAUUAUGACCGGCAUAGGAAGUUGGUUCCCUGGAGAUAAAGCAAUGAGCGAGGAAUGGGGCAAUGUUGGUCCAUGGGGUCGGGUGUUCUUCAGCGCUAGACGAUGGGUUGGUUGA